Calliphora vicina (urban bluebottle blowfly) is the source of this 3387-nucleotide messenger RNA. It is a transcript of the gene smo, whose product is annotated as smoothened. Gene Ontology annotation, molecular function: transmembrane signaling receptor activity; patched binding. Bases 77 to 3283 code for a protein of 1068 amino acids. The transcript is spliced from 4 exons. Gene Ontology annotation, biological process: smoothened signaling pathway; central nervous system development; pattern specification process. Gene Ontology annotation, cellular component: dendrite; plasma membrane; cilium. The record is from RefSeq and is a predicted model, not a curated record. NCBI's taxonomy places the organism in Eukaryota, Metazoa, Arthropoda, Insecta, Diptera, Calliphoridae.
UUGGCAGCUUAAAUUUAUAUUUAAGUUGGUGACCAAUUUAAUUAUAAUCUCAUUGGCAAAUUCCUCUACAGUACCCAUGGGUACUCCAUUAACACCAAUCUCCUCAGUGGUCAAUACUCUACCCACAACUAUACAAACUAAACUAGAUCCUAUAAAUGGUACAAAAAACUAUCGUAUAUAUGGUGGAAAGAAGGGCAAGGAAGAAAAGCAUUGGCUUGAUGGACGUAUGGGUAUGCAACAUAUUCAAUGUGUACGCAAAGGAAAUUGUGAAAAAUUAAAUUACUCCACAUGCCUGGGAGCUAAGAUACCCUAUGAAUACACAAGUUUGGAUUUGACCAUAUCACACAGUCAGUGGGAUGUACAAGAGCGUUUACACAAGUAUAUGACUUUAAAACAUGUGCCAAAAUGCUGGUCUGUAAUACAGCCCUUUUUAUGUGCCGUUUUCACUCCCAAAUGUGAGCAUAUUAAUGGUGAAGAUAUGGUGUAUUUACCUUCAUUAGAAAUGUGUCGCAUUACUUUGGAACCCUGUCGUAUUUUAUAUAAUACCUCAUAUUUUCCCGAGUUUUUGAAGUGCAACGAAACACAUUUCCCCUCAAAGUGCAACAAUGAUGUUAGAGAAAUGAAGUUUAAUUUAACGGGACAGUGUUUAGAGCCGUUGGUACCAGCUGAAUCAAGUGCUAGCUACCAUCCGGGCAUAGAAGGUUGUGGGGUACGCUGUAAGGAUCCAUUAUACACGGAUGAUGAACAUCGGCAAAUACAUAAACUAGUUGGUUGGGGUGCUACCUUGUGCUUGUUAUCGAAUCUAUUUGUGGUUGCUACUUUCAUCAUAGAUUGGGAAAAUGCCAGCAAAUAUCCUGCUCUGAUUGUAUUCUAUAUAAAUAUGUGUUUUAUGAUUGCCUGUUUGGGCUGGCUAGCUCAAUUUACACCAGGCUCUCGAGAAGACAUCGUAUGUCGCAAAGAUGGUACCUUGAGACACUCUGAACCUACGGCCGGCGAAAAUCUCUCUUGUGUAGUAAUUUUUGUUAUCGUUUAUUACUUUCUUAUUGCUGCUAUGGUUUGGUUUAUUUUCCUUACAUACGCCUGGCAUUUAAGAGCAGUUGGCAAUGUACAAGAUCGCAUUGAUAAGAAAGGUUCGUACUUCCAUUUAGUAGCCUGGUCUUUACCCUUAGUGCUGACCAUUACGACAUUGGCUUUAAGUGAAGUGGAUGGCAACAGUACGGUUGGUAUUUGUUUUGUGGGUUAUCUCAAUCAUUCGAUAAGAGCCGGCCUGCUGUUGGGCCCUUUGUUGGGUGUGAUAUUGGUGGGUGGGUAUUUCAUAAUACGCGGUAUGAUUAUGCUGUUUGGCUUGAAACAUUUUGCCAAUGACAUUAAAUCAACAUCGGCCAGCAAUAAAAUUCAUUUAAUAAUAGUACGCAUGGGUUUGUGUGCAUUAUUUUCGUUGGUUUUUAUACUGGUAGCCAUGGCCUGUCAUGCUUAUGAAUUUCGACGUUCCCAUGAAUGGGCGGAGAGUUUGAAGGAUUUUAUAAUCUGUCGCAUUUUUUCAUCCUUUGAGGAACACAUCAAAUGUAAGAUAGAAAGUCGUCCUAGUGUUUCCAUAUUGCAGCUACAUCUACUCUGUCUGUUUGGAGCAGGCAUUGUCAUGUCUACUUGGUGUUGGACACACAGUUCGGUGGAGACUUGGAAACGUUAUUUAAGAAAAAAGUGUGGCAAAGAUAUCAAUGAAGAAGUAAAAAUGCCGAAACACAAAGUCAUCGCUCAAACCUGGGCUAAACGCAAAGAAUUCGAGGAUAAAGGGAGGCUCUCUAUAACCCUUUAUAAUACUCAUACCGAUCCAGUGGGUUUAAACUUUGAUGUCAACGACUUGAACUCUUCAGAAACCAAUGAGAUCAGUUCAACUUGGGCCAAUUAUUUGCCGCAAUUUGUUAAAAGGCGCAUGGCUUUAACUGGUGCCACUGGGGCUACAAAUAGUUCGAGUCAGGGGCCACGCAAAAACUCUGUAGAUUCUGAGAUAAGUUUUAGUGUAAGACACGUUUCCGUAGAAUCGCGCAGAAAUUCUGUAGACUCUCAAGUUUCGGUGAAAAUUCAGGAAAUGAAAACUAAAGUGGCGUCCAGAUCUAGAUCUGGUCAUCAUCACCACCAUCAUCACUCAAAACAUUCGGCUGCUUCUGGCAAAAGAUCACAAAGAAGAAGGGAUUUUAUAACAGCUACUGGUCGCAAGUAUAGUGGCAGACGGGAAAGUAGUACAUCUAUAGAAUCUCAAGUAAUUGCCCUCAAGAAAACUACCUAUCCAAAUGCUAGUCAUAAAGUUGGCCUUUUUGCUCAGAGUACCAAAAAACAUAAUUCCUCCAAAAGACGUUCGGCCAAUGCCGGUUUAGAUCCAGCAGAUAUUACAGAAUUUUUAGCCAAAAAUGGCCAACUAAUAAUACCAUUUUUACAAAAUCAAGGCAUGACUACCACUUCAGACGAAGAAACCUCUAGGGCUUCCUUUAAAAUACAAGAUUCUCGUUUAGAUGUGGUGCUAAAACAAGAUCUAAGUGACGAUGAUGAGGAGCAGGAUUAUGGUCCAAGAAUUGAAGAAAUCAAUGAUUUAAGUGAGAAUAAAACAAAAAAACAGGCAGCCUAUGAAAAUUUACUGAAAAAUAUGCAAAAAUCUAAUGAUUCGGGCAACAAUAGAAAUUCUCGCAAUUCUUCGCGCAGCAAACAAUCGAGAAAAUCUCAAGUUGGCUGCAACUCCAGCCACAAAAAAUCUCUAAGACGUCAUAAUAACUCCAGUUUAAACGCACAAAAACACAAGCCAUCCUCCAACUCCAAAUAUGAACUGGACAUAAGAAAUACCUCCGAUUUGAAUUUACACUUAAAACGCGAACUUUCUAUAGCUGCUCAAAAUGACAAUAACAGUAUAUCGGAAGAUUCCUAUUCAUCGGUAGAAUUAGAUUUGCCACUCAAUAUCAUGUUGCACAGCUCCUAUUCGGGCAUUUCGACGGGCAAACCAAAUUCUCGCAACAGCAAAACCAGCUGUGAUGUGGGCAUACAAGCCAAUGCCUUCGAUAUAGUCACACAAACUUUACAAUCCUCUUAUGGUGAGGGGGAAUUUGACAAAUGUAUGCGUCAAUUAAAAAGAAAAAGUCAACAUCGUAAAAGCAAUCUUUAUAACAAUGAUGAUGACGAUGAUGAAAAAGAAACCUACGAAAUGCAUUCAUUAUUGGGUGGUAAGUAUAAGGAAUCAGCCAUGAUAAUGAGUGAAGCGGACAAAUUAAAAAUGCUUUUAUUACCGUCUAAAUAGAAACUGCCUGAUUUUUAUACCCUUCACCAUGAUUAGCAAAGGGUAUAUAUACGUUUUUUAUUCCAUUUAUAAUUUCUACAUUUUUCAUUCUGGAUCGUUAUAGA